Teleopsis dalmanni is the source of this 807-nucleotide messenger RNA. RefSeq names its product trypsin beta-like. Lineage: Eukaryota; Metazoa; Arthropoda; Insecta; Diptera; Diopsidae. The transcript has a single exon. Gene Ontology annotation, biological process: proteolysis. The coding region runs from base 1 to 807 and encodes 268 amino acids. Gene Ontology annotation, molecular function: serine-type endopeptidase activity. The record is from RefSeq and is a predicted model, not a curated record.
AUGAGUCGUUCUGCUUUGUGUUGCUUAUUUUUUUUGCUCUGUUGGAGCAUUUUUACAGACGCUAAAUCGACCCGAAAGCACAGCACCAGGAAUAGGCAAAGUAAUAAGAGCGUUGUCAUUGGCGGAAAACUAGUAGAAGAGGAUGAAGCACCGUGGCAAAUUGUUAUUUUAAAUAAACACAGGGCGGUGUGCUCUGGAUCCCUAUUACGUAAUAAUGUAGUUCUAACUGCCGCUGAAUGCUUAAAAGAUAUUGAACCAGCUGAUUUAAUUAUUCGUGCCGGCUCUAAUCAUUUUAAAACUGGAGGUCAACUACGCAAAGUACGUGAAACCGUUUAUCAUCCCAAAUACAAUGAAGGGAGUCACGCAUAUAAUGUUGCAAUGUUGAGCUUAAUCCGCCCACUGAACUCUACAAAAUUCAAUCUACGCUAUGUAAAUCUUCCAGAGAGCUCCGAUGAGUUCCCAUCUUCAGUAUCAAUUUACGGAUGGGGUAUCGUGAAAAACAGUACUAGCUCUACUGUUACUAAACGUCUUAGACAGACGAAAGUAAAAGUCUAUUCCGAAAGAAAAUGCUCUGAAUUUUUGGGAGAUGAGAAAAUGAUUGAAAUAGUUUUCUGCGCAGGUGAUCGAAUUAAGAAGGUUGAUAUAUGCAAUGACGAUAUCGGCAGCCCUGCAAUGGGUCCAAAAAAUACACAAUUCGGAAUAGUUUCCGAAAGUAAGGCUUGUCAGACAGAUUCGCAUACAACCAUUUUCACAAAUGUAUUCUCAAUAAAGCCUUGGAUUAUAAAUACUCUAAAUGCAAUAAAAUGA